Glycine soja is the source of this 2063-nucleotide messenger RNA. RefSeq names its product senescence-associated carboxylesterase 101-like. The transcript is spliced from 4 exons. The record is from RefSeq and is a predicted model, not a curated record. Bases 165 to 1928 code for a protein of 587 amino acids. Gene Ontology annotation, molecular function: carboxylic ester hydrolase activity. Gene Ontology annotation, biological process: lipid metabolic process; defense response. NCBI's taxonomy places the organism in Eukaryota, Viridiplantae, Streptophyta, Magnoliopsida, Fabales, Fabaceae.
GAAAACAUUGACGAGGGUGUUGACUUUCCUUGUGUCCAUUCUUUGCAAUGGCAUCAUCCCUUAGCACUUCUCAUCCUUAACCAUUAUCUGUCAAAAACUCACUGCAUCAAAACCUUCUAAUUCAAGUUGCAUGUUCUUCUACCUUAAGGAAGAAGUGAAGAACCAUGAGCCAACUUACACUAUUUAGCAGUGGAUUCGAGCUUGCAUCUUCUGUGACAAGCUCUGUCCUUCUUCACAGAUCAUGGAAUGUUAUCACGUCCCGUUAUGCCGGAAUCGUUACAAACGUGGGAGAGGGAGUAUCAUGGAAAGUUUAUAGAGAACCAGGUUCGGAUUUGACGAUUAUAGCCUUUGAGGUCAAGCUAGAUUUUUCUAAUCUUCAAGCGGGUUUGGUUUCAUCUAAUACUCUCAGGGAGAAUAAUUUCCAUCACUUUGAGUUUCUGUGUACCAAGAAAGAUCCAUUUUUUUCUGUUAACAAGACUGCAAUUUCACUCUUUUCUGAAAACUAUGAGAAGCUUGAUCAACUGAAAUCCGAGAUUAAUAGUUCAACUAAAUUGAUUGUUACUGGGCAUGGUCUUGGAGGAGCAGUUGCUUCUCUCUUUACUAUAUCGCUAUUAAAUAGCAUUGGUUCUGGAAAGAAUCGCCCACUCUGCAUCACCUUUGGUUCACCCCUUAUUGGUGACAAGAAAUUGCAACAAGCCAUAUCACGUAGUUCUAAUUGGAAUUCUUGCUUUCUACACGUUGUGUCACUCAAAGACCCACUUCCAACGCUCUUCAUUACAAACUAUAGUUCUUCACCUGCUGUAUUGACUCCUGAAACAAGUGGCUACAUGCCUUUUGGAACAUUUUUCUUGUGUUCUGAUGCAAACUCCACUUGUUUUGAGAACCCUGACUCUAUUUUGGAACUUCUCAUUGCAAUGGGCUCAAUCCACACUCAGAAUCAAGGAUUUCAGUCUUCUGAUUACGGAAAUAUAGUAGAAAAGCUCAAUGAUAAAGUAAUUUGCAAGUUCUUCAGUACAAGGGUUGAAAACAUGGCUCAUGCAGGUUCAGCACUUGAAAGUAGUAUUAGUUUACAGUUGCAAGCAUUAGCAUUGACACCGCAUUUGCAGCAGCAGAACAUUGAUACCAAUACUUUGGAAACAAAGAUUAAAAUACAAGAACAAAAAUUCAUUCUCCAUAGGAGGAUAAAAAAUUUUGAUCCAGCCAAAAAAUUGAAUGUAGUGAAGCUAUGUAUGUCCCAACUUGAAUGGUACAAGAAGGAAACAAAAAAUCAGCGAAUAGGAUACUAUGAUAGCUACAAGAAUAUGAACUCACCGUGGGAUUAUGAUGUUAUUCAGUUCCAUAAAAGACUCACAAAUUACUGGGAAAAGAUGGUUGAAGAAGUAGAGAUGAAGCCUCAGAAAGAAGGUGCAGCUUUUCGUACCCGCUGGCUCUAUGCUGGGACUAACUACAGGAGAAUGGUUGAACCCCUUGCUGUUGCUCAAUACUAUAGAGAAGGGGGUAUAGACUAUGUGACCCAAAAUAGGUCUAAACACUUUGUAAGGUUGGAGGAAUGGUUAAAUGAAGGGACAAAAAAAGCAACAAGUGAUUUAAGCAGUACAAGUAAGAAGAAUGUGGAAGCACUUUUAACUUUUGAUUCUUGCUUUUGGGCCCAUGUUGAAGAGGCUCUCCUUUCAUGCAAGGAGUUGAAGGUUGUUAGAGAGAAGGAAGAGACAUUGAAGAAAUUGGUUAUAUUUGAGGAGUACGUUUAUGGGUUGGUCAAGAACUAUGCAGUAUCACCAGAGAUUUUCUUGGCGCAAAGCAGCUACAUGUGUUGGUGGAAUGAGUAUAAAGCAAUUAAGGGAACUUUCUAUAACUCAGCACUCUCAAAUUUCAUGAGUGAUGCUAGGAAGCGUGAGCAGUAUGCUUUGGGAGUUUAUGAUUUCCCUUGAUGCAUGAUAAGUUGAUAACCAUUUUAUAUAUAAAGCAUGUCUUUCAGAAGUGUAAUAAAGUAGGAUUUCAUUGUGAAACUAAUUACUCAUGGAUUUGGAUGUUUUAUAGUUAGUAAAAUUUUGUUUCUAUUUGAA